Molecule: messenger RNA, 2409 nt
Organism: Cebus imitator (Panamanian white-faced capuchin)
Lineage: Eukaryota; Metazoa; Chordata; Mammalia; Primates; Cebidae
Product: cAMP and cAMP-inhibited cGMP 3',5'-cyclic phosphodiesterase 10A-like
Biological process (GO): signal transduction; negative regulation of receptor guanylyl cyclase signaling pathway
Molecular function (GO): protein binding; 3',5'-cGMP-stimulated cyclic-nucleotide phosphodiesterase activity
Source: RefSeq, a predicted model, not a curated record
AUGGCAACAUUAUAUGGCUUUACCAAUGAAAAAGUGAAGGCAUAUCUUUCUCUUUACCCCAAGGUAUUAGAUGAAUUUGUAUCUGAAAGUGUUAGUGCAGAGAGAGUAGAGAAAUGGCUGAAGAGGAAGAACGACAAAUCAGAAGAUGAAUCGGCUCCUAAGGAAGUCAGCAGGUACCAAGAUACCAAUAUGCAGGGAGUUGUUUAUGAACUAAACAGCUACACAGAACAAUGGUUGGACACAGCAGGAGACAACCAGCUACUGCUCUGUGAACGGAGCAGCAUCGUAAAAAUAGCCACAAAAGCUGAUGGAUUUGCUCUGUAUCUCCUUGGAGAGGGCAAUAAUAGGCUGUGCAUAUUCACACCACCCAGAUUAAAGGAAGGAAAACCCCGCCACAUCCCUGCUGGGCCCGUCACCCAGGGAGCCACCAUCUCUGCUUAUGUAGCCAAGUCCAGGAAAACACAGCUGGUAGAAGACAUCCUUGGGGAUGAAUGAUUCCCACAACGUACUGGACUGGAAUCAGGGACUUGCAUCCGGUCUGUUCUUUGCUUACCAAUUGUCACUGCAGUUGGUGACUUGAUUGGUAUUCUUGAGCUGCAUCGGCACUGGGGCAAAGGAGCCUUCUGUCUUAGUCACCAAGAGGCUGCAACAGCAAAUCUUGCCUGGGCUUCACUAGCAAUACGUCAGGUGCAGGUAUGCAGAGGCCUUGCCAAACCGACUGAAUUGAAUGACUUUCUACUCCAUGUAUCAAAAACAUAUUUUGAUAACAUAGUUGCAGUAGAUUCUCUACUUGAACGCAUGAUGAUAUAUGCAAAAAACCUGGCAAAUGCUGGUCGUUGUCCACUUUUCCAGGUAGACCAUAAGAACAAGGAGUUAUAUUCAGACCUUUUUGACACUGGAGAGGAAAAGGAAGGAAAACCUGUCUUCAAGAGGACCAAAGAGAUAAGAUUUUCAGUAGAGAAAGGAAUUGCUGGCCAUGUAGCAAGAACAGGGGAAGCCCUGAACAUUCCAGAUGCCUAUGCAGACCCACGCUUUAACAGAGAAGUAGACUUGUACACAGGCCACACCACGCGGAACACCCUGUGCAUACCCAUCAGCCGAGGAAGCGUGAUAGGUGUUGUGCAAAUGGUCAACAAAAUAAGUGUCAGUGCCUUCUCUAAAGCAGAAGAAAACAAUGUUAAAAUGUUUUCCGUCUUUUGUGCUUUAGCCUUACACUGUGCUAAUAUGUAUCAUAGAAUUCAUCACUCAGAGUGCAUUUACCGGGUAACAAUGGAAAAGCUGUCCUACCACAGCAUUUGUACUGCAGAAGAGUUGCAGGGCUUCAUGCGAUUCACCCGUCCCGUGCGUCUCCACAAAUAAAUUGAAUUAUUCCACCUUGACAUCGGUCCUUUCGAAAACAUGUGGCCUGGAAUUUUUGUCUAUAUGGUUCAUCGGUCCUAUGGGACAUCCUGCUUUGAACUUGAAAAGUGGUGUCCUUUUAUUAUGUCUGUGAAGAGCUACUGGCGAGUUCCCUAUCACAACUGGAAGCAUGCGGUCACGGUAGCGCACUGCAUGUACGUCAUACUUCAGAACAACCACACGCUUUUCACAGAGCUUGAGCGCAAAGGAUUGCUGAUUGCGUGUCUGUGUCAUGACCUGGACCACAGGGUCUUUACUAACAGGUGCCCGCAGAAGUUCGACCGCCCUGCAGCUCUCUACUCCACCUCCACCAUGGAGCAGCACCACUUCUCCCAGACGGUGUCCAUCCGCCUGUUGGAAGGGCACAAUAUCUUCUCCACUCUGUGGUGCUUUAAGUCACUAAAUCUGCUAUCGUUUUUUUACAACAGGGAAUCCACACCAUAUGCCAUCAUUGUAUUCACAGUAUUGGCACAGGAAGAUGCUUCGGAAGUCCCAUUUAACAACUGCUCCCAGUACCGCAUGAGAAAUGACCCGGAGCACAGCCGUCGCACGAGCAGCAUGCUCUACAGAAGUUUACUUGUGAUAGGAUAUCGUGAUCGAUGUCGUGGCUAUUACGAAGAAAACGACUUCACACAACAUCUACAACAUUUUGCACUGAGAUGGCUUCCAGGUGCUGGUCGAUGUCUGGGGGUAAGUUCUGAGAAUUCCAGGUGUGGCUGUCUGGAAAAAAUCCUUUGUCAAAUCAGCGGCAUGGGGAACUUUAACCACAAACUCUGCAGACAUCCUGACUCAAUGAGAUUUACAAGUGAAUUCAGCAAGGGCUAUGUCUGGCAUUGGCUAUGGGAAGUCGUAGCCAAUGACUUUCCCCCUGUUGGUGGGAAGUCUUCAUCAAAUAGGACCCAGCGAACUUCCUUCUCACUGGACCAAGAAAAGGCUAAGGAGGAGUUAGAGAAGAUGAAGACAAUGUUCCUUUGUCCUGUCCUGGAAUUCCAGAUCCUGGAAUCUCUUUAA